Molecule: messenger RNA, 1198 nt
Organism: Gossypium raimondii (Peruvian cotton)
Lineage: Eukaryota; Viridiplantae; Streptophyta; Magnoliopsida; Malvales; Malvaceae
Exons: 2
Coding region: 500-919 (139 amino acids)
Source: RefSeq, a predicted model, not a curated record
UGUUCAAUAUCAAUGCUAUAACCUGAAGUUGAAGUUGAAGUUGAAGUUGAACCCUUGUUUUUAACACUUAUCUCUUCUUUUACCACUGACCAUUUCUUCUUCCUACCAAAUUUUUUUCUAAUAAUCUUCUCUUUCUCAACCUUGCCUUAGCUCUGUUAAAAGACUCACUGUGCUUUUUGAUGAUGUUUCCUUUUAACUUAAACUAUAUUCUCUGAUCUGCGUUUUCUUUUAUUUCUCAUUUAGAUCAUUGUUUUCGAGGGGCGGGGGCCGGGGGGGGGGGAAGCUUAUCUUGUUCUUUGUUGGCUUCAUUCUCGUAAAACCAUUGAGAGGAACAAGUGGUCCAUUUUCUUCUUUCUUCUUGGGGUUUUAGCAACUUCCUUGACUUUCAUUAUGAGAUUCUGAAAAAUGGGAUUUUGUGUCAAAGAUGCAGAAUAUUGGUGUGUGUUUUAAGGAACCUACUUCAGUUGUUUGAGAUUGUUUUGUAACUGGUUCUUGUACAAUGAGAAAAGGCAGAGGAAAAGUAAAGAAGCCGACUAUUGUUUCUUCUCGUGAAGAUCCUGGAAGUGGUGAAGAUGAAAAGAUUCCAGAAUCUAAGAGAAGAGGAAGGCCGCAAAAGCAAUUGAAGGAUGAUGUUGAUGAAGAUGACGCAGAGAAGAAAGAAGAAGACGGGGAAGAUGUGAAAGGUUCUGUUCCCAUCAAAGAGAUGAAAAGUCAGGCUGCUACCGAGAACAGAAGGAAGAGGAAAAGGAAAAGGUCAAUGCAGGUAAAAGAAAACUUAGAUUCAGUCAAGAAAGAAAAUUGUAUUACAGCAAAAUCGAGCACUGAUGAUUCAUCAAAAUCUGUUGGCUAUCGACAAAAUGCUAGCAGGCGCAAAAGCAAGCCUCGACGGGCUGCUGAAGCUGUCGUUGAAUGCAAGUGACAUUCUGGUUAACCAUCACAGUGAAAUUUUACCUUCUUUUUUGUACCUGAUAAGCCAUUCCAAAAGUAAUGCUUAUCAGCUCAUGUAUGGAUUCAGAUGUUUCUUUUUGUCACAUGCUAUUUGUUUUUGUAGUUUCUGAAUUCCAUUUCAAUUGGGAGUUUUUUUUUUUUCUUUUGGAGAUAAGUUUGCAGUUCAUGGUUGCAAAUUGCAAACAAUCCAUGGUGUUAGUGGCUUAUGACCAUGAUAGAUGUUAUUCAUUUCAAGAGUUUUUUAUUAGUA